UCAGUUCAUUAACCCCAGGGUACCAAAUGCAAGGUUUCUUAUAUUUCAGAUAUUAUAUUAUAGUUACUAGUUCAGUAUUACUAAUAAUAAACGUGGAACUUGUCAGUGAUGGCUCUUCGUAACAUAGUUCCAAAACUGAUGUUACCGUCUAUAAGACUGAGUUCAGCAGCAGCCAUACCAAAACUCGUAACGUCAUCAGUUCCAGGGCCCAAGUCGCAACAGAUGAAGGAAAAACUAGGGACCAUUCAGAACACAGAGGCUGUCAAUUUCUUCGUGGACUAUGAGAAGUCGCAGGGGAAUUAUAUCGUGGACGUAGAUGGAAAUCGUAUCCUGGACGCAUUCACUCAGAUAUCGUCUAUUCCGAUAGGAUACAACCACCCAGCACUAAUUGAAGCUGUGCAGAGUAAGAGUGCAGUGACUGCCAGCGUGAACAGACCAGCACUCGGCAUGUUCCCUCCAGCUGACUUCAUCGACAGUGUCGACGACGCAUUCCUCUCCAUUGCACCCAAAGGGUUCAGUCACGUGCAGCAAAUGGCCUGUGGAACAUGUGCAGUUGAGAAUGCCCUGAAGUGUGCGUUCUUCAAGUACAGAAACGACGAGCGAGGAGGAUCCGAACCAGUGGAAGUAGACAUGACGUCAUGUAUGAACAAUGAGGCCCCUGGAUCUCCCAGUUUGGCAGCCAUGUCAUUUAAGAGUGGGUUUCAUGGGAGGACUUUGGGAUCUUUAUCUCUAACGAGGACGAAACCAAUUCACAAGGUAGAUGUUCCGGCAUUCGACUGGCCAUGUGUAGAUUUCCCUAUUCUGAAGUACCCUUUAGAGGAAAACGUAGCAGACAACGAGAAGAUAGAAAAGGAAUGUCUCGCCAAAGUAGAAGAGACCUUUCAUAAAUGGAAAUCAUCGAAACCCAUAGCAGCUCUGAUUGUGGAGCCUAUUCAAGCCGAAGGUGGUGACAACCACGCCUCUCCACACUUCUUCCAGGGACUUCAGAAGAUCUGCAAGGAACACAACUGUGCUUUCAUAAUCGAUGAAGUCCAAACAGGCGGGGGCCCCACUGGUCAGAUGUGGGCGCACGAAACAUGGAACCUACCUACGCCUCCUGAUUUCGUAACCUUCAGUAAGAAGAUGCAUAUCGCCGGUUUCUAUUACCAGAAGAGUUUCGAGCCCAAGCAGGGAUACAGAGUUUUCAACACAUGGGUCGGAGAUCCUUUAAGACUCAGUUUGCUGAAGACGACAGUCCAAGUUAUCAAGAGAGAUUCGCUGCUAGAUUUAGCGAAGAAAAGUGGAAAUAUUUUGAUGGAUGGCUUGAACCAUUUGCAGGCAUCGAAGCCUAAUAUGAUCUCUCGACUGAGAGGCAUGGGAACCUUCAUUGCAUUUGACUUGCCAAGUGAGGAGCUAAGAGGAAAAUUAAUUAAUGAUAUGCUGCAAAAAGGUGUCCUAAUUGGUGGAUGCGGAAAAACUGCAAUUAGGCUGAGGCCAUCGCUGAUUUUUGAUAAGAAUGAAUGUGAAAUAUUCUUAAGUACAUUAGAGAAAUGUUUGUAAUUUACUGAAAUGAAAUUUGUUAUUUAGAAAUUUGAAGUGUUUGGUAAUUUCGAGUCUGAAAGAAUAAUUUUCCAAACAGAAGGAAGAAAAGUGAAUUGGCAUGUUUUAAUUCUUUUGUGGAAAAAUGUACUAUCUAACUUGUAACUUGCAUUGACAUGACAGUCCAAGCUGUAGCGAAAGUCGUACUAAAGUCAUAGGCUGAAGUAAUUUUCGUGCAAAGUUUUAAUAAUUUAUUGGGAGGCUUUUGGGAGGUUAAGUCUAAAGUUUUCUUAUUCCGUAAUUUGAAAGCUGCUUUUGUACGUUGACCUGCAGAUAUAAUGACUACAGAGAUGU
Messenger RNA from Symsagittifera roscoffensis, 1872 nucleotides. Its product is annotated as 4-aminobutyrate aminotransferase, mitochondrial-like. Gene Ontology annotation, molecular function: pyridoxal phosphate binding. Gene Ontology annotation, cellular component: mitochondrion. The record is from RefSeq and is a predicted model, not a curated record. Gene Ontology annotation, biological process: GABA catabolic process. NCBI's taxonomy places the organism in Eukaryota, Metazoa, Xenacoelomorpha, Acoela, Convolutidae. The transcript is spliced from 5 exons. Bases 109 to 1539 code for a protein of 476 amino acids.